AUGCCAAUGCAUACUGGUGGAACCUAUGGAUCCGCUUACGGAAGUGGAUUGAGCGGAGGCAUUGGCGGCGGCCUCUCCUCUGGCUCCUACGAUGAUCUGCACAAGUACGGCGGCAUCGGGAAGAAGGCGCACACUUCGUCACUGUACGACCAUGGAUCGAAGGGCCUGAACAAGUAUAAUAACCAGCACUCUUCGGACAAUACCGGCAGCUCAAAGGGCAAUCACGCCAACUACCACGGCGGGCACGUGUACACGCGAAACCGCGGCUACGGCUACGAGAAGAGCUACAUGUACGACAAGGAGUUCUCCACGGCAAAGUCGGGCGGCAGCAAGGGCGGCCACCACUCCUACUACGGCGACCACAAGAAGGGCGGCCAGUCGAGUGUGAAGGCCUUCAAGAACUACGGCGGAAAGAAGUACGGCGCGAAGAAAGGUCACGAUGAGCACGCCUACGGCAAGUACGGCCACCUGAUGGACGACCACGGGGAGCACUACCUGAAGGCGAAGGCGGGCCUGGGAAAGGUGGCGCUGAUGCCUCAUCUGGAGCACUCAUCCUACUCCUCAGGUGAUCAUGGANACUACCUGAAGGCGAAGGCGGGCCUGGGAAAGGUGGCGCUGAUGCCUCAUCUGGAGCACUCAUCCUACUCCUCAGGUGAUCAUGGAGGAGGAGGGUACAUGGGCGGCCACAAUGAGUACAUGCCGGUGAUUGAGUCCUAUGGUGGCGCCCUGGGUCACGGAGGAGUUGGUGGUGGUGGCCACCUGCCCUCCCUUGGCUACGACCACGACGGCUCCAUGAUGGACACCUAUGACACCCAGCCGAAUCCCAGUGUGGUCUACCCUGGUGGUCAAACGAGUAGAAACGGUGGUGGAAGCAGUGCUGAGCAGGUCGAUGAGGUGGAGCCUCCUCCACCGAUGGGCAAGCACAUCAGCAUCUCCUCCACCUCAUCGCCCAUCAUGAACUCCAACAGUUCGCCGCUUAUCUCCACCAAGAUGGGCUCUGCAGCCUCAUCCUUGGGCACGCCCCCAAUGUACGCCACCAUUGGCAGCGCUUUCAACCAUCAUGGAGCGUCUCGAGGUGGUGGUGGUGGUGGUGGUCUGGUGAACAGCGCCGUACACGCCACUCCGGCGGUCAUUAGCACCAGCAGCGGGGCGCACUACUACAACAGCUGA
Rhagoletis zephyria (snowberry fruit fly) is the source of this 1170-nucleotide messenger RNA. The record is from RefSeq and is a predicted model, not a curated record. NCBI's taxonomy places the organism in Eukaryota, Metazoa, Arthropoda, Insecta, Diptera, Tephritidae.